Suillus clintonianus is the source of this 372-nucleotide messenger RNA. RefSeq lists its product as uncharacterized. The transcript is spliced from 2 exons. NCBI's taxonomy places the organism in Eukaryota, Fungi, Basidiomycota, Agaricomycetes, Boletales, Suillaceae. The record is from RefSeq and is a predicted model, not a curated record. The coding region runs from base 1 to 372 and encodes 123 amino acids.
AUGAGUUGCAAGUGCGAGGACAGUGAGAAAAUGAUUGCUAUUUUCACGCUGGUCAGAGACCGCUGGAAGGAAACUGGAGCUGAGGAACGACUGGGGCCAAUCUUCAGCUUUGCUACAGAUGGAGACUCGACAUGUAGGCCAGCCGGUCACCAAUUAUUCCUCAAGACCGAGCUUUCAGUAACAUCUAAGCUCUAUGGGACUCUCUCUCACAUGCAGGGCCUUAAUCUUGCUACCGGCGAAGGGUGGUGCACGUUGCUUCGCAAUCGUAAGGGAAUGAAACUUGUCAAUGGCCAUACUGUCAACAGCGCAGUACUCGCUUGUUAUCUCGCUUGGCUCCCUGAUCAUGUUGGAACUUCUAUUACGGCAUUUUGA